Messenger RNA from Pelagomonas calceolata, 2067 nucleotides. The record is from the annotation of a GenBank genome assembly. Lineage: Eukaryota; Pelagophyceae; Pelagomonadales; Pelagomonadaceae.
AUGCCGACGAGGAGGCUCGUCGUCGCACGGCUGCUCGCGACGUAUGCGGUGGCGCUGACGCCGCGGCUCCGGCCGAGGCUGCCGCCGAGGGGUGCCACCAGGCUCGCGUCGACGCCGACGACGGACGCGGAAAAGGCCUACUUCGAGAAGCAGGACACGGUCUACGACGUCGACGAGGGCGCGUGGAAGAACGACGCGUUCUGGGCGCAGGUCGACGCGGAGCUGCCGGGCUGGCGGACGGACGCCGCGCUCGAGCGGUUCCGCGGCUUCUGCGAGAACCUGCGGACGAAGCCGCCCGGUGCGGGCCCGGCGCCGAGGCCUUCGGUGGGGGGUCGCGUCGCGUCGGCGGCGAGCGCCGAGGCCGUCGCGCCCCGGCGAGAGAGAGUCCCGACGCCGCCGCGCGCGCAGGCGAGGACCUGUUCAUGGACAACCGGCAGCAGCUGCUCUCGCAGUACGUCUACCCGGGCCUCGGCGAGGACGCCGCGUCGGGCGAGAGCGUGCCGCGCGCGGCGUACCCGCACGACGCGUACCCCGAGCUGGCCGAGCUCCGCGCCAAGCUCUCGACGGAGGUGGCGGCGGCCGCGCGCGCCGAGUUCGACUCGGUGCUGAACGCGCGGCCGCUCGCCGACGACGAGGACGGCUUCGACGCGGACGCGGGCGAGUGGGACCCGCUGGGCCUCAACGAGGAGGAGGAGGACGAGACGUGGCAGAAGGCCGCCUGGUUCGGCUGGCAGUUCCUGUCGCUGCGCGGCGCGAAGACGACGGCGCCGAAGACGACGGCCGCGCUCGUCGCGGCCAUGGGCGACCUCGGGCCCGCGCACCGCUUCGUCGGCUUCACGCGCCAGAAGGCCGACUCGCGCGGCACCGUCCACUCCGACGGCCGCAACUACAUGCUCUCGACGCUGACGCCCGUCGACGCGCCCGAGGGCUGCGGCAUCUUCGUCGACGACGAGGAGGAGACCAUCGCCACGGGCGGCGACGCCGUCAUCCUCGACAACACGUACCCGCACUACAUCUACAACACGGCCGACCGCGACCGCAUCUGCCUCAUGAGCGAGUGCUGGCACCCCGCGCUGGCCGCGGCCGAGCGCGACGCGCUCGCCACGCUCUUCGCCGUCAAGGACCGCUUCACGGUCCUCGACCUCGGCAUGGCGCCCUGGGGCUACGGCGAGGACGACCUCGCCAAAGCGCUCAAGUCGGGCGCCGUCAACGACCUCGACUACUGGCGGCGGCUCGACUACGAGCCGCCCAAGCGGAAGCCCAAGGCGCCCAAGAAGAAGAAGGUGGGCGCCUCCGGCCGGAACAAGAAGAAGGCCGCCAAGUCCCGGGCCUUUGGGUAACACCUGUGUUUGAACUCCGCGUCGCGCGGGCCGCGCUCCACGAUGUCUCGACUCCUAUCUGCCGUCGCAUAGCUCCCGGGGUCCCUACGAGUCGCGAAAGGACGAAACGUGGGCCGUGCGCUUUCGUCGGCUGGCCGGAACACCAAGCGCAUUCUUCCUGGUUCCGCAAAACCCGCAGCAAGCACAGUCAAAUAACCUCAAUCACAAAAACUCGCAAUCGUAGCGAUCACGGCGUGAAACAACUCGCCCCAGACGCCCGCGCGCGCGACUCGAGCGCGCGGACGCGCGCUCACCUUUGCUGGCUCUCAGGCACAAACAUCACAACUAUGGCCUAGGCACCAAGUUCACGAACCACGGCUCAUACUUCGGGCUCUACCCUUGCCGCACGAACGGGUUCAACCAGGAACUGACGCACACCAAGAUCGGCACGCUCGAGCUCACGGAGUUCCCGGGGAACCUUUGCAUGACGGUGAAGAACGGCCUUCUCGCCGAGGGCUCGCACAUCGUCGGCGCGCCCUGCACCGGCCACGGCGGCCUCCUCGACCAGUUCCAGCUGUGGGACAUCGAGGGGUCCACGCCGGCUCCGGCGCCGACGCCGUCGCCUCCGACCCCGUGCGGCAAGCCGUGCAAAGAAGACAAGGACUGCAACGGAUCGGGCGGCUUCUUCGGGAACACGUGCCUUGUCCACGGUACCCAAUGCGCCGGCCACUGUGCCAAGCGGGACUAG